Musca domestica (house fly) is the source of this 473-nucleotide messenger RNA. RefSeq lists its product as uncharacterized. NCBI's taxonomy places the organism in Eukaryota, Metazoa, Arthropoda, Insecta, Diptera, Muscidae. The record is from RefSeq and is a predicted model, not a curated record. Bases 90 to 401 code for a protein of 103 amino acids. The transcript has 2 exons.
CAACUGCUGGCCAAAAAUUCCGAAAUUGUGUUUAGUUGUAUUUUUAAAGUUCCGCGAAAAACAAAGCCAAGGCAAAACAAAUAGCAAAAAUGAACAGCGCUUUGACUUUAAUUAAGGAAAAAUGUACAGCUCGCCAUUUGGCCAUAUUCCUGGGCUUACUUUCCACAAUCCUAAUUGUGGUUGUAGUAGUUUUGUCCGUUGAAACUUCUAGUAUGUCCCAUGACCUGAAGGAAGCUCGCCAAAAAUUGGAAAUUUUGGAAUUAUAUAUACAGAAUAUGGCAACAACAUCCACAUCGACAGAGGCAACAUCGACCACGACAUUUUCGGUGCCACAGCCGCCGAUACAGACCACCACAACAGCUGCCCCUGAAACAGCACCGCCUCCACCAGUUUUACCUUAAAUUUGUAUUCGUAUAACCUAUGGAAAUUAUAGCUAUCUACGUUACAUCAUUCAAAAUAAAUUUUAUGAUUUU